Messenger RNA from Meriones unguiculatus (Mongolian gerbil), 597 nucleotides. It is a transcript of the gene Lamtor2, whose product is annotated as late endosomal/lysosomal adaptor, MAPK and MTOR activator 2. Gene Ontology annotation, cellular component: Ragulator complex. The transcript is spliced from 4 exons. The coding region runs from base 103 to 480 and encodes 125 amino acids. The record is from RefSeq and is a predicted model, not a curated record. NCBI's taxonomy places the organism in Eukaryota, Metazoa, Chordata, Mammalia, Rodentia, Muridae. Gene Ontology annotation, molecular function: guanyl-nucleotide exchange factor activity; molecular adaptor activity. Gene Ontology annotation, biological process: positive regulation of TOR signaling; cellular response to amino acid stimulus.
UGGGCUUCCGGGGCCGCCGGAAGCGGCUGGUGGAGAGCGGCUGGUGGAGAGCAGCUGGCGAAGACUGUGUUUGGGUGCAGAUCAAGGUUAAGAGACGCAGGCAUGCUGCGUCCCAAGGCUUUGACGCAGGUGCUAAGCCAAGCCAACACUGGAGGAGUCCAAAGCACCCUGCUGCUGAAUAAUGAGGGAUCGCUGCUGGCCUACUCCGGUUAUGGAGACACAGAUGCCCGGGUCACCGCGGCCAUCGCCAGUAACAUCUGGGCCGCGUAUGAUCGCAACGGGAAUCAAGCGUUUAAUGAAGACAAUCUCAAAUUUAUCCUCAUGGACUGCAUGGAGGGUCGUGUAGCCAUUACCCGGGUGGCCAAUCUUCUGCUAUGUAUGUAUGCCAAGGAGACUGUGGGCUUUGGGAUGCUCAAGGCCAAGGCCCAGGCCUUGGUGCAGUACUUGGAGGAUCCCCUCACGCAAGUAGCAGCAUCGUAAUAGCGUGAUGGAAGCUGGAGUCCAAAGGGACGGCGGUUGGGAGGGACAGGGCCUGGAGAUUCCUUACCGUGCUGGGUACAGGGAGGUGGGAGUUUUCUGAAUAAAAUUUAACUCUUG